Molecule: messenger RNA, 5112 nt
Organism: Anas platyrhynchos (mallard)
Lineage: Eukaryota; Metazoa; Chordata; Aves; Anseriformes; Anatidae
Gene: VAMP1
Product: vesicle associated membrane protein 1
Biological process (GO): vesicle-mediated transport
Cellular component (GO): membrane
Source: RefSeq, a predicted model, not a curated record
CUUACUGGAGAGUCCUCCACUUUUUUGGCCAGGCUUCCAGCUUCCUUUCAGUCUUUGUGAGGCCCACGUUCUCACACCCAGCAAAUUCAGGACGCUUCAUCUUGGGUUUUUCCUCAUAGCCAAAUUAUCAAGUUAGCUAUAAGCGUGCCUCCUAAUACCACUUCAUACUUACUGCUUGCCCUCUGUCCUCCGCCUAACCAUGAUUAACGCUGUUUGAAUGAUCCAAUUGUUAGUUGAAAUACAUCAAAACAUGCUUUUAGAACAGGACUUGUUGCUGUUUCACACAUUGAUGACAACCCCAUACUAAUGACACCAGGCAAGUAGCUUUUCAUUUAAGUAAUUUAGGCACUUAACAGGUUUAAAAAAACUCAGCUUCUAAUUUUCCAUGACUGUUACUUGUUUCUAAGCUACAGAAAGUCAAAGCUGGGAUCCCUCAAGUCCAGCAUCCUGUUUCUCGUGAACUCUGCUGUUACACAUUGCAGAAAAAAUCAGCAUAAAAUUUGGAAGACGAGCAUGCCUCUGCCUGAGCUGUAGCUUGGCUGUUAGCUGACUGGGAAGAUACCUGCUGCUGAUGUAUCCUGUUACAGAGUGACAUUGCUCUGUCUUUAAAAGCAUUUGGUUGGAAGCAGCAGGGAACGAAAAAGGGUUUGGGUCUGUGCCUUAGGAAGGUGAAGCCAAAUUCUCUGUUCAAGCAACUGCAAAGUCCGUGUUCCCCGGAGCAGGGUAGUAGACCUGUGGGAUUGUUGUCAAAGGUGUUGAGCAUUCAGAAUAUUUACGGAUUCAAGUGGAGACAGAGCGAGCACCUGGAAGGUGCUUUUGGGGGUUAUCACAAGUGUAAAGCAUGAGUGUAACAAAUCCUUUUCUAGAAAUGUCAGAAACUGGAGAAGUAUGAGGGAAGUAUCUGGUUCCCUUUGCCAGCCCUUAGUCCCCACGUACCAGCUCUGUUUGCCCUGGGUCUCGAGAGCAAUUCAUACCAAGUGAAGCAAAGCAGUAAUUCAGCAAGCUCUGCCUUCUGUUCACAAGGAUAUUGGAGCAGUCCUCACCUGACAAUGGGAGCAGGAAGGCUGCCAAGCUACAGAAGCUUUUUCCCCCACUUGUCCCUUCGCAGUUUGUCUGAAGGCAGAGUUUAAAACCCCUCAGUUCUGCCGAGGCUGCAGCUGGGCUGUUCUCUCACGCUCAGUAGUCCCCAUAUUCUUUGUAGCCACAGCCUUUUGGAUGCUAGGUUGUAAGGUGCUGUUUUGUGUAUCUCAUUUUCCAGGUUUGUCCUUAAAAGCUUUAAAUUAGGGCCUGCAUCACCUUAUGAAGUUGUUCAAUGUAGCUCUGAAGCAGUUGCUUGCUACCCUGCUUCCUACGCAAAAUGCUGCAGAGAGACUUCUUCCAGUUUGUUCUUGCUUCCCUUUCUGUCCCGAAUGGAGGAGUCCUCCCUCCUGAUCCAGUAGGUCUCAGAAGCUGAACCCUAAUACUAACACCGAGCCAACCACUAACGCUAACCCUAACCCUAAUGCUAACCCAAAUGCUUAUGCUAACCAAAACCCUAACCCUAAGCCCUAACUAUAAGGCUAACCCAUACCCUAACAUUAACCCAAAUGCCAAUGUUAACCCUAAAUUUAGACCUUAACCCUAAUGCUAACGCUCAUGAUAACCCUAACCCUAAAACCUUAAAAUAAGCCUAAUAUUAAGCAUAAACCCUAACCCUAAACCAUAAUGCUAACCCUAACCCUAACACUAAACCCUAAACAAAACUUAAUCCUAACGCUAAUUCUAAACAAAACCCUAAAUGAAAUCUAACCCUAACACUGACUCUAACCCAAAAUCUUAACCCUAACCCUAAUGCUAACCCAAAACUUAAUGCUAACCCUAUUGGUAACCCUAAUGCUAACCCUAACCCCAACCCUAAACCAAACACUAACCCUAUUGCUAACCAUAACCAUAACUCUAACGCUAAUUCUAAUGCUAAUGCAAACACUAUUGCUAACCCUAAACCCAAAUCCUAACCCUCACCCUAACGCUAAACCUAACCCAAAACUUAAUGCUAACCCUAAACUUAACCCUAAUGGUAACCCUAACGCUAACUUAACCCCAACCCUGAAUGAAAUGCUAACCCUAAUAGUAACCCUAACCAUAACCAUAGCCAUAACCAUAACCAUAGCCAACUCUAACCCUAAUUCUAACCCUAACCCUAAAUUUACCCCUAAUGCAAACCCUCUUCCUAACACUAAACUGAAACCUAACCCUAACCCCAACCCAUAACCCUCACCGUAACCCUAAAUCGAAUCCUAAACCUUAAUGCUAACCCUAACCUUAACCCUAACCCUGACCCUAACGCUAAACACAACCCUAACCCUAACCCUAAACCCCAGCCCGCUCCGACUCCCGCGGGCGGGCCGCAGCGGCGGGCGCUGAUUGGCUGCGGCGGAGGCCGGCGCAGCUAUAAAAGGGCCUCGCGGCCGUUACCCCCUCAGUGUGCCGGCGGGCGCCCUGUGGUGCAGAGCUCCUCGUCAGCGCCCUACCCGGGGGUCCCACAACGCUCUGUGCCGCCCAUGUCCGACCCAGCUCAGCAGCCGGCCCCCGAGGGGGUCCCCCCUGCUGGGGGGCCUCCCGGGUCGCCCCCUAACCUGAGCAGCAACCGGCGGCUGCAGCAGACCCAGGCGCAGGUGGAGGAGGUGGUUGACAUAAUGCGUGUAAAUGUAGAUAAGGUGCUGGAACGAGAUGAGAAACUGGCAGAGCUUGAUGACCGGGCAGAUGCACUUCAGGCUGGUGCCUCUGUAUUUGAGAGUAGUGCAGCAAAACUUAAAAGGAAGUACUGGUGGAAGAACUGCAAGAUGAUGAUCAUGAUGGGAGUGAUUUGUGCCAUUAUGGUGGUGGUGAUUGUAAUCUACUUUUUUACUUGAAUGUAGCCCCUUCAGUCUGCCACCUACUGUCCCAUUGCCUGUCUCUUCUUGCCUCUGAAUCUUCCCUUCCACCUAGCUUCUUCAUUGAUUCCUUUAUUGGUUCUGGUUUGUCUUCUAUUUAAGAUUCUGAAGUGCUCUACUGAGCACAGGUUAGACUCUUCCACAGCUGCCACAGCUUUAGGGAGGGUCAUCUUAGUGUAAAGGAAUGGGAAGCAGGGAAGGAGUGGGUGGCCCCUGCUCUUCUGCAGGGGAAUUUCUGUGGCUUAUUUUUGGGUGUAAACUUGUCAACUAGUGCCUCUGUAGACUAGCAAAAUAAGAAUGCCUUAAUGCAGUGCCUUUGGGGAUGCGGGAUUUCAUGUGAGAUUCUUGUGUUCUCCAUAAAGAGUUACUUCAGCUUUUCACUGAGUUUCUGAAAUAACUGCUAAUUUGCGCUGGUUAGCGGCUGAACCACCUGACUGAGCUAGAUGUAGUCAUCUAGAUUGCUCUAGCCAUAGAGAGAUAAGCACUCGAGCACUUAAGCAAUUUAUUCUGCCUAUCUUUAUUUUAAGGUGACUUGCUCUCUGAAUGUGGCUGUGUGAGUUAUAACAAAGGGGAGUCUGUAUGAUUAACUCAGUGAAGUGCAACAGACUGAACACAGUUAAUUGAAAGGAGUCUUGUUGCUUUCUGAAGGGCGUGUGUGGGCAUAAAAUCUGCCAGAAGGAACAAAUGAACAACCGCAAGGAGUGUGGUGUGGUGGUUGGGUGUGUAUCAAAUAUUCGUUUUCAUCUAUGCAGGCACAAGCCAGGACCUUAUGGUUUUCUACUAUCUUGUAGCUUUCUGGAAGACUUUGAGGUAGUAGCAGAACAAGGAAUGGGAGUUUAGCUUUCCAGUGUUACUGUAUUGAAUGUCAAAGGAAAUCUACUACAUGAUAGGUGGAGGGUGAAGGAGACUGGAGGUAUUCCAAAUAAGACUGAGUGAGCCACACAGCUUUCAGUAAGAACACCUAUUCUGUUUCUUCUACCAGAAAGCCCUAAGUUUCAGCAGAAGGUAGGAAAAUACUGUUAGUUAGGGAAGCAAGGAAAAUGCUGCUUUGGGCAUGGGUAUUGCAUCAGAUGCUAGUUUGGCAGCUUUGAUCUCUAGAGAUCUUACCAGUCAAGCUGGAAUCUUCCCACUUGCUGUGGGCUUUUUUGAACGCUAGAUUUGGGGUGGUCUGUGCUGUAAAUAAACUUGUAGUGUGGAGCACUAUGGCUUUCUGUAACCAAUUUCCAUGUUCCUCAGAAAGAAUCAGAGCUGUGAGUUGCAUGAGUGUGUUGUCGAACUGGGAUUAAAUGAGCUGCCCUGUACCUCAGCUUCUGCAGUCCUGUGAGGAGUGUACAUCUUGUCUUCACAAGCUAUGUUGUAGCCUGUAAUCUAGACAGGAAAGAGGGCUUUAAUUGGGGAAGCUCUGCCUUGGGUGUAGAAUACACUGGUGGGAUCAGCCGAGGCUUAAGGGGUUGUGAGGAAGAACACCUAUGGAGCUCCCAUAUGGGAGUGCAGUACAAAAAAUGGGAGGAGCAGAUGCUUUUGGUUGCAGUGGGUAAGCUGGGAAAGCCCCUUUCCCCCUGUCACAGGGUGUCUAAGUAGGAGCUAGAUUUUGCACACUCACUUCCAUGCCCAAGCAUUUCAUUUGCACUGAGUUCACCUCCCUGCAAUUCCAUCCCUCCCUGCCUUGGGUGAGAGCAGAGUUGAAGAUCUGGAAUGAUGCAGCCCUCGUCCCCUGAGCACUUUCCUAAUUCCCAGUGGAACUGAGGUGUGACGGAUGGUCAGAAGAGCAUCUGCUGAAGAGGAGCCAGGGCCUGCUUGUACUACUUACUGCUGUCAUUUAGGGGGUGGGUAUACAAGCUUGAGGCCCCCAGACCAGCAGUUCUCUUGAACUCUUCUAACAAGCUGUUGGUGCCCCAUUCCUCCUGUUCCUCUGGGGACUGAGGUCCCCUUAGGCUGUCUUUUCCAUUUCUUUCUCUUGUAUGUUGUAUAUUGCUGCUUCUUCUGCUACCUUUGCCCUCCUUUGUGUCUCUGUGUGUGGGGGAGAAAAAAAUCACCAAGGCCCUAUGAGUAAAAGCGAGGGAUUCUGUCCACAGCAUUACAGGUAGUCACGCACGUGCAGUUUAUUUCCUCUAAAACAUAACUGUAAACCCCUUGGCAUGUUACAGUAAUCAGCUCAUGUACUUUAAACAGUCUCUAAGAAACAUAAUUCACCACCUUA